Molecule: messenger RNA, 3066 nt
Organism: Symbiodinium sp. CCMP2456
Lineage: Eukaryota; Dinophyceae; Suessiales; Symbiodiniaceae
Source: the annotation of a GenBank genome assembly
AUGUCGGCUUCCGCCGCGCUGGCACGGGCCCUGCGCCCCUGGAGAAGGAGCUUCGUGCGGACGCGCAGUCCGCCGUUUCACGCCAAGGCGGCUGGGCCCUGGGCCGCCUUGCAUACGGAGGGUAUCGCCCUGGGUCUCCGGGCCCUGGCCACCGGCAGCUCCUCGGGGAGCAAGGCCGCCGUUCUCGCGGAGGCGGCUGCGGUGCCUCCGGAGCGGAACCGGAACUUUAGCAUCAUCGCGCACGUGGACCACGGGAAGAGCACGCUUUGCGAUCGGCUCCUGCAAUCUUGCGGCGUGAUUCCGGAGAAUGCGAGGGAGCAGUUCCUCGACGGUCUCGAGGUGGAGCGCGAGCGGGGCAUCACUGUCAAGGCACAGACCUGCUCGAUGCUGGUCCGGUCGGAGAAGGAUGGGUUGCAGUACCUGCUCAACCUGAUCGACACGCCUGGACAUGUGGACUUCUCGUACGAGGUGUCCCGGUCGCUGCACGCGUGUCAGGGGGCCGUGCUGCUCUGCGACGCCGUGCAAGGCAUCCAGGCCCAGACCGUCUCGACUUUCCACCAGGCCUUCGAAGCAGACCUGGAGGUGCUCUGUGCCCUCAGCAAGGUGGACCUGGACCACGCGCAGAAGGAGGAGGUCAAACGGCAGAUGUCCGUCCUGACGGGAGUCUCCACGGACGAAGUUCUGGAGGUGUCCGGCAAGACAGGACAAGGUGUUCCGAGUUUGCUGGAGGCCAUCAUCCACAAGGUGCCUCCUCCCAGAGGCAAAGCGCAGGCGCCUUUCAAAGCUUUGCUCUUCGAUGCGUACUACGACAGUCGGCGCGGCAUGGUGCUGCUGAUCGCCAUCCAAGAUGGGGAGCUGAAGAAAGGCAGCAGGAUCCACUGCUCCUACAGCGGGAGGAACCACGUCGCCAUGGAUAUUGGCCUCCUCUACCCCGACCUCUGCUCGGUGGAGAACCUGCGCAGCGGCCAGAUCGGCUUCAUCGUCGUGGGUGCGAAGGACAUUCGCAGCUUUCGCGUGGGCGAGACGGUGUGGCAGGAAGGUGGUGAGAAGUCCGGGGAGCCCUUCCCUGGAUUCAAGCCUGCUCAUCCUAUGGUCUAUGCCGGGAUCUUCCCGGAGGCCGUCAGCGAUGGCGAGAAGCUGGAGACGGCGAUGCAGCGUCUACUCCUCACCGAUGCCUCCGUGGAGGCACGUCGGGACAUCUCCCCGGUCCUCGGCUCCGGGUACAGAUGCGGCUUCCUGGGCCUCCUCCACCUGGACGUUUUCCGACAGCGCUUGUCGAGGGAGUAUGGUGUGGAUGUCCUGGCAACAUCGCCGACGGUUCCCUACCACCUCCUGAUGGCCAACGGCAAGCAGGUGGUGGUGGAGCAUGCGGGAGAUUUCCCGACGCCACCGGCGAUGCCGCCGAAGGAGGUUGAGGAGCCUUUGGUGACCGCCACCAUUGUCUUGCCUCGAGAGCUGACGCCCGGUAUCCAGCAGCUCUGCCUCGAGCGUCGUGGAGAGGAGCUCUCAGUGGAGCCCUUGGACAAUGCGGGCGAGCGUAUCCUCAUGAAGUGGAGGCUACCCCUCGCGGAGGUCAUCACGGACUUCUUCGACAAGCUUCAGGCUCUCAGCCAUGGCUUCGCGAGCUUCGACUACCAGCCCGCGGGCUACCAGCCGGUGGACCUGGUGAAGGUUGGCGUCCGGCUGAACAACGAGCACGUGGAUGCCCUGAGCUUCUUCGCCUUGCGUGCGAAAGCUCCAGAGGUGUCGCGCAAGUACCUCGAGAAGCUGGAGAAAGUCAUCCCGGCGCAACUCUUCGAUAUCGGCAUCCAGGCCGUCGUCGGAGGAAAAGUUGUGGCGAAGGUACGCAUCAAGCCAAUCAGAAAGGACGUCGUGGCACAGAAGAUCCUCAGCCACGGCCACAGUGGCGACCCCUCGCGCAAGGCGAAGCUCCUGGAGAGGCAAAAAGAGGGGAAGAAGAGGCUUCGCGAGAUUGCCAAAGUCCAAGUUCCGCCGGAGGCCAUGCAAGGCUCGAACCAGUUUUCCUGUAGCCAGAAGCUGCAGUUCUGCAGCCUCUGGGCGCCGGGGCAAGCAAAGUUGGUUCUCGCCCCACCGCAUCGAGGGCACCUGCUUAAGCUUAAGCGGCUCGAAAGUCUGGGUUGUGCGAAAGAUGCCAAAGCCCUGGUUGAAGGCUCAAGUUUGAAAAAAGGUCAAGAUGACUUGCUGAACCUCAGACUCGAACUGGUGGCAGCGCUGCUGCCCCACGUGGAUGAAUGGAACCAGACGGUGGAUGGCGCCGGUUUGGGCAAAGAUCUUUCAAAAGAAGUGAAGCUGCUGGCGAGACACACCCUGUGUCGCGCGGUGGUUCGAGAAACGAAUGUCCGUGACUUGGUCCGGACAGAAGAGUGGAAAGCCCUCACCGACAUCCUGAAGCCGGUCUUUAUUGGCUGCGGGCUGCCGAAGGACAAAGGUCACGACCAUUUGUCCAAAAUCUUCACCCGCCUCACGGAUUACAUCGACCAUCCCAGCGACGACCUGAUCGGGCCGCUCGUGUUAGCUCACGAGCGCUUCCGUGCUCUGGGCGGAGCUGAGUUUGGCGCGCUUUAUGCCAUGAUGGCGAUGGUGAUCCGAGCGGGAAUUUCCUCAAGCGCGCCCAUGGAGCUGCGCAGCUUGCUGCGCCGCUAUGAGCAUGCUGCGGCGGAUGCCCUUCCUGGCCUCCGCGCGGAGCUUGCUCGUGCGGUUGCACGUCACCACGGAGAUGAGUUGGCUACUUCCUAUCUUGCAGGGACGUCAUCGUCCUCGUCAGUUGCUGUCGCUGUUGAUCUGGCGGCAACACAGGCUACUCUGACUGCGGGUCGCGGACAAAGUGUUCCGGCCUGCGGGACCCGGGACAAUUUGUCCGAGACUGAGGAGCGCUCCUCCUCUGGUCCGACUGCGGAUUUGUGGCUGCAACAGGCUAUGCUGGCGCCAAAGCCGUCAUUUGUCGAUGACGGCUUUGUGCUCGGCGAGGGUUGGACUUGCCAGGGCGACGCCUACGCUCCGGCAUUUGCAGUCGCGCCCUUCCUUCAGAGCACGGCUCUGAUUCCC